AUGGAAGAUUUGUUUGACAUUGACAAAUGCGUAACCAUAUCAGAGUUAGUUGAUACAGAUUUUUUGGUCAAAAAUAACGUUGCAGAGGGGUUUGAUGAAAAAUUUGAUUCACUUUUCGAUGAAGUUACAAAUAAUAAUGAAGGCGAUGGUUUUGAAGCGAUUGUUUCCAUUAACAAAUCCGAUAAAACUGCAGUAAUUACUCCAAUAAUUAGGGCCAAACAUUUAGUAGAUUAUGAAUCAAGUGAAACAGAGUCUGAAGAGAGUCUAAAAGUCGAAAUCGUGAGAACUCCUCAUCCAAAGGUGGCUCCAAAGACUCCGCGACCAAAAAAACAAAGAAAUGCUACUCCCCAUUCUAAAAAGUUUAUAAGUUUAAUGCGUCAGAAGGUAGUUGAAGAGUAUGAAGAAACUCUUAGUGAAGAUGAAAAUAUUAACGAACCACCUAUUAGUGUAACUCCCUCUGGCAUAGAACGGUUAGAAGUUUCAGAUUCUCAAAAAGAAGUGACGACGCCAACUUCACAACUACAACACCCUCUAAAGCUAACGCAGGCUGUCACAACUAGCACUCCAACGCAUCCAGCUACAGGGGGAUGGUCGUUAUUUCAAGAACAGGGAGCUGAUUCACCGCUCUCCGAAAUUGAGACUACUGAAAAUCCUGCACAAAGUAUUGAUAACGACCCAAAAAUAGAAUCGGAUAUUGUGCAGCCUAAACUGAAAAGCAUAAUUGUAACAGAAAGCCGUAUUCGUAUUGGUAGUCAAGAUAGCUCAGAAAAACCAAGUACUUCCCAGGAAACUGGAAAUAGUACUGAGACGUCUGUGAAAGCAAAGAAGGUUAAAUUUGCGGAUGAUACUAUUUUCAAGCCGGAAACAAAGUUCAACAGAGUGUAUAGAAAACCUAAGAGAAUGUUAACUCCAGGCCCACAAAGGCCACGAUUUUGUCAGAAUCCCCGCUUUCAAGCGCUUAUUAAUCGAUUCGAAAGCCAAGCGAGAACUCCAGUGCAAACCAAACGAGAAAAACCUUCUGAAACAACACCACCCGUCGGUGAGCACAACAUGCAAGCGAGGGCAAUAAACUUUAAAGAAGAAAGCUCUGCCGUUGAAACAGAAAGCCACUCAAGAGAAUCAAAUGAAUUAUUCAGCACUUGUAUAGAUACUCCCGCCGAACCGAUCAACAACGCUAUAGCAACACUGACUGCAAACAUUGCUGGCACUUUACAAACAUGUCUCAACUCCGUUUUACGAACAACUGAGGACGAAACUGAAAUACAAUUCAAAUUUGUGAUAACAAAAAAGAAGGUCAGUGUGAAAAGGAUCGCAGAAGAUUGCGCGGAUGUGGAGGAAAAGAGAAAUAAAAUUGACACAGAAUCGGAAACAAAUAGAGAAAACAUUUGGUCGUCGGUAGCGAGGGCGGUCAAAAAUGUCUUUUGGAGCGAUCAAGCUUCUCUUUCGCCGCUGAAAACGUUCGGGGACAAUGAUUCCACAACGUCAUCUGCAUCUAAACGUAAAUGUGAAGAGAUGUCGGACUGUGAGAUCAGUCCGCUAAAUCAUAAACGUCAUAAGUACGAGGGACGCAUCCGUGGCCGUCCUCCACUUAAAAGAAGCAAGUCUUGGGGGGUUAACGGCUCGUGGGGUCUCCCGGCGUUCAUUUGCGACGUUUACAUUGCCAUGGACGUCACGUCUUCCACUUCCAGUAUAUUCAACCUGGUGGCUAUUUCCGUCGACAGGUAUAUCGCUGUUACACAACCAAUAAAAUAUGCAAAGCACAAGAACAAUAGACGUGUGUGGUUCACCAUAGUCCUCGUAUGGCUUAUUUCUGCUGCCAUCGGCGCCCCGAUAGUACUCGGUCUCAACGAUACACCCGACCGCAACUUCGACGAAUGUCUCUUCAACAGUCAGAACUAUGUAUUAUAUUCAUCGAUUGGAUCUUUCUAUAUUCCUUGUAUAAUGAUGAUGUUUCUGUAUUAUAAUAUAUUUAAGGCACUUAGAAAACGAGCGAAAAAGCAACGAGCUGCUAAAAAGCCUCCCAUUUCCGGAGAUCCUCUAACCGGUGUGACGACUGCCGUUGUCAUUGAGAAUGUUGCGCAGACGAGGCAACUGGCAGAAACCGCCUUACACGACGACCGGCCAACCAACACCGGUUCAGGAAGCAACGAGGAUGACCACGAUGACAGUUUUGACAAGAGAUCUGGAGACUUGGAGGCUGAUGUGAACGAAUGCCACGUGAUCCCAAAUGAUAAAUCCACAGAGUUCAUGCUAGCGUCUGUAACUGAAGAACAAACAAAGACAACCAAGAAAGGCCUUAAAAUGCAAAUUAUGCCCGACCCGAAUGGAAAUAAUGAUUCGGGUUACGCAGCUUCUAACUUAGAAGAUACGAUACGGGAACACGUAACUCCGCCGGGAUCUCCGGGAUUACAGGGAGCCACGGUUUUACGGAAUAUGUCUUGCGAUUCAAAGUGGAGGAAAAACGGAAAAAUGGCAAGAAUAGAUACAGACUCAAGAAAUGCGUCGCUUGCUCUUCGGUCUGAUGAUGAUCACGAAGUCAGCCAAUAUGAUCUCCGUGACGGUACAACCUCCAAAAAAGAAAGAAAAGCCAGCGCUGCAACAGCUCGCUUUACCAUCUACAAGGCUAAUAAAGCCAGCAAGAAAAAGAGGGAGAAGUCCUCGGCUAAAAAAGAGAGGAAAGCUACAAAAACGUUAGCCAUCGUUUUAGGUGUAUUUUUAUUCUGCUGGGCUCCAUUCUUCACCUGCAACGUUGUAGACGCCAUCUGCGGAAAGUUUGGACUACAAUUUAGUCCUGGUGUCACGGUCUUCAUUCUCAACACUUGGCUUGGAUACAUCAACUCGUUUCUCAAUCCUGUCAUCUACACAAUCUUCAAUCCAGAAUUCAGAAAGGCGUUUAGAAAGAUUCUAAAGUGCAGUACCUAG
Messenger RNA from Parnassius apollo (apollo), 2922 nucleotides. The record is from the annotation of a GenBank genome assembly. Lineage: Eukaryota; Metazoa; Arthropoda; Insecta; Lepidoptera; Papilionidae.